AUGUUUUAUCGUGCACAUGAGCAGAUUUGGCGCUCGACGCUGGACGCCGUCGAGGACACAAGUGCCGAACCAGAGGCGCAAGCGAAGCAACCUGUGCGUGGAAAUGGAGGGGAAGCAGCCAUGGCCAGGAUCUAUGCACAGUUUCUCUCACCAGCAGAGACGCACGACGCCGUGUACGAAUCCGUGGCCGCACUCUAUCACGACGAGACGCAAUGCCGUGAAAUGGAACAGAAAAAAACUCAGCCUUUUGUGCACGGCCAAAAGCGAUCAUUCGCGUCCUUUUACUUGUUCCCGGACGCAUCACGGCGCCCCCAUGCAUUCAGACGGUCUUUUUCCUCCAGUGCACGUACCAGUGCGACUCAUGCUACACCAUAUGAGCUACUUGGGCUCGAACGCUCCGCGUCCAUCGCCGAGAUUAAGUCCAGUUAUUACGGAAUGGUUAAGCAGCUUCAUCCUGAUGUAAACAAACCCACAACAAAGAGAGAAGGGGAGGAGCGAUUGGAGAAGUUUCGCGCUGUCGUAAAAGCGUACGAGCUACUGCGGGACAAGCGGACAAAAGGCAUGUAUGAUAAAUAUGGCGUUGGGUGGGAAUAUGGGGUAGUAUCUCCUGGGCUAGGGGGGGAGCGAUUCACAUGGGCACAGCGGGGGUACAAUAGGCCCCAGAGCCCUGAGGAGUGGGACAAUUGGCACAUGUGGUCUGAGGUGCUGCGCCGUGCGGCAAAGGACCAUCCAGCGCGGAACGGUUGGCAACAUACCGCACAGAGGGGCUAUUCUUCAAACCAAUUUUACGGUUUUCCCCCAGACAUGGACCCAGAAGAGGCAAAUCGGCGUGCGGAACAGGCGGUACCUGGAAACCGCCAAUUCUUUGCUGUCAUCUUUGUCAUCGUAUGGGUCAUUGCCGCAGUCCAAAUUGAGCGGCUUACUUCACUGGGCCUCCAACAAGCUGAAACGAAUUCCAGGACGACGUUGGAGAUUUCGCGAAAUUUGCAAGACGCACGAAAGAAUGCGCGCACAACUGAAGGACAGCUACGGCAGCGUGCAUUGAUGGAGCGUAUUCGGAAAAGCAAGCUUGAGCAUGACACUAUGCCACACGCCUCUGCGAGCAUGGGUCAAGAAGUGGUCAAAGCACCGGAAUCAUCGGGCUUCUCAUAG
Messenger RNA from Malassezia vespertilionis, 1152 nucleotides. RefSeq lists its product as uncharacterized. Gene Ontology annotation, biological process: protein refolding. NCBI's taxonomy places the organism in Eukaryota, Fungi, Basidiomycota, Malasseziomycetes, Malasseziales, Malasseziaceae. Gene Ontology annotation, cellular component: cytoplasm. The coding region runs from base 1 to 1152 and encodes 383 amino acids. The transcript has a single exon. The record is from RefSeq and is a predicted model, not a curated record.